Drosophila nasuta is the source of this 3666-nucleotide messenger RNA. RefSeq names its product low-density lipoprotein receptor-like. The transcript is spliced from 13 exons. The record is from RefSeq and is a predicted model, not a curated record. Gene Ontology annotation, molecular function: calcium ion binding; hormone binding; protein binding. NCBI's taxonomy places the organism in Eukaryota, Metazoa, Arthropoda, Insecta, Diptera, Drosophilidae. The coding region runs from base 246 to 3632 and encodes 1128 amino acids. Gene Ontology annotation, cellular component: plasma membrane; signaling receptor complex; apical plasma membrane. Gene Ontology annotation, biological process: receptor-mediated endocytosis.
GUUAAUUGUCGUGCUUUGCGCGCAGUCGUGUUGUUGAGCAUAUUACGAGCCGUUACGCAGACGUCGUAUUUUCACAUCCGAAAACCAAUAAGAAAAGUUUAAAUUGCAAAGAGCCAUAACACACACACAAUAAUACAACGGAAUAUACAUGCGUCCAUCAUUAAGUGAUAAUUGAAAAUUUUAUAAAAGCAAAAUCCAUAACCAAAAUCCAUACAAAUUGAUAAAUUACACAACAUAGUCGUAAAAUGGAUGCGUCGCUCGUAGUAUUAGCUACAAACACAACAGCAGCAGCAGCAACAACAUCGGAAGCAGCCGACAGCAACAGCAGCAGCAAUAACAACAGCAGCAACAACACCAGCAGCAGCAACACCAGCAGCAGCAACAGUGUCAUCCAUCAAGAGGAACCACACAAAAUUAGCGCCUUCUUCAGCAGCAGCUGCAACUAUCAGAGUCGGAUCCAGCAGCUGAUCAGCUUCAGCUUCACCUCGUCGUUUCACCUCAUCUUCAUAACAUGCAUAUUGAGCAUCAGUAAAUUCUGCAAUGCUGCCGCCAUGAAUGCAGCACAGGUUACAGCCUCGGCUCCCAGUGCCAGCCUAAUAAUCUCAAAUCUAAGUGGAUCAGCAUUGCUGGAGAAGAUUCGAAUGACAACGCUGGGUCCGCAGAUAGAUAAACUGAAGAGUUUCACACCUGCCGUGGCCAAUAGUUUAAGCACGGGCAACAGCAUAGGCAACUCAAUUGGUGCAUCGCUCUUCAACAGUAAACCGAUCAACUUUAACAUGGAAUUCGAAUUUCUAAAUGUGUCCGGCAAGGUUGGCACAGCGCUGGAUAUAUCCAACUCAAUGCCCAACUACUGUGAGGAGAAGCAAUUUCGUUGCAACAGCGGCGAAUGCAUAUCAGUGAAAUUUGUCUGUGAUGGCGCCGCUGAUUGCAAGGAUCAGAGUGAUGAACAGCGAGAGCAAUGCAAGUUUCCAGAGGCAACAUGCCCGGCCGACCAAUUCCGCUGCGGCAAUGGCAAUUGCAUACCGAAGUUAUGGCGCUGUGAUAAUGAGAAUGACUGUGCGGAUGGUUCCGAUGAAGCCCCUGGCACAUGCAUAAUGUCAUGCCUGCUCGGCUUCGAGUUCAAGUGCCGAAAUGGCGAACAGUGUUUGCCAGCCCAGUGGAUGUGUGAUGGCGCUCCCGAUUGUCGCGAUGGUUCCGAUGAACUUGAUUGUCAGAUAAAGGCGUGUUCAUCAGAAGAGUUCACCUGUAAGAAUGGCAUCGGCGAGUGCAUCCCACUCACCUGGAUGUGUGAUGGCAACAAGGAUUGCAGAGAUGGUAGCGAUGAGGCGUCGUGCAAUACCACCUGCCGCACGGAUGAGUUCACCUGCGGCAACGGUCGCUGCAUACAGAAGCGUUGGGUCUGCGAUCACGACAACGAUUGCGGCGAUGGCACCGAUGAGCACGAUUGCCAUAAUAUCGGCUGCCCAGCCGAUGCCUUCACCUGCGGCGAUGGCAUGUGUAUACGCAAGAGUUGGAUGUGCGAUGGCGAUCAGGAUUGCUACGAUGGCAGCGAUGAGAAAGAUUGCGCCGCAUCUGUUAGACCACUUUCCUGCAGCACAAACGAGUUUCUCUGCAAGGAUCGCAUUACCUGCAUCUCAAAGUCGUGGCUCUGCGAUGGCGAUCGCGAUUGCCCCAAUGGCGAGGAUGAGGAUAUGUCAAACUGUCCGAAUAUCACCUGCCGAGCAGAUCAAUUCCAGUGCCACGAUCGCAGCUGCAUUGCCGGCCAUCUGGCCUGCAAUGGUGAAUCCGACUGCAAGGAUGGAAGCGAUGAACGCGACUGCAGAUUGGCUGCAAAGCGACAGAGCUGCAAUGCAACGAUUGAAUUCGACUGCGGCGGUGGACAAUGCAUUCCCUUGUCCAAGGUCUGUGACCAGCGCAAGGAUUGCCCCGAUGGCGAGGAUGAGCCGGCGGGCAAGUGCAAAAUCAACGAAUGCGCCACCAAGAAUGGCAACUGCAUGCAUCGCUGUGUCGAUCAACAGAUUGGCUACCACUGCGAGUGUCGAUCGGGUUACAAACUAUCUUUAGAUGGCCACACGUGUGUGGAUAUCAAUGAGUGCGAAGAGCCGGGCGCCUGCUCACAGAUCUGCAUCAAUGAGAUGGGAGGCUACAAGUGCAAGUGCCACGAGGGAUACAUGAAAGAUCCCAGCAAUCACACGCGUUGCAAAGCCACUGAGGGUCAUGCUUCACUGCUGUUGGCACGUCGUCAUGAUAUUCGAAAGAUUGCGCUGGAUCACAUGGAGAUCACAUCGAUUGUGAACAACACAAAGUCAGCCACAGCUCUGGAUUUUGUCUUCCGUACUGGCAUGAUAUUCUGGAGCGAUGUGACCACACAAAGCAUCUACAAGGCUCCCAUCGAUGAGGGCAACGAAAAAACAGUUGUGCUCAAGCAAUCUUCAGUCACUUCAGAUGGUCUGGCUGUGGAUUGGGUUUACAAUCAUGUGUACUACACGGACACGAGCAAAUGCACGAUAGAAAUGACCAACUUUGACGGCAACAUGGGCGCGGUCUUGAUCAAGGAUUCGCUUGAUAUUCCACGUUCCAUUGCACUCGAUCCCAUUGAUGGCUGGAUGUAUUGGUCCGACUGGGGAGCAUCGCCUAGGAUUGAACGAGCUGGCAUGGAUGGCUCGCAUCGCACCACGAUUAUCAACUAUGAUGUGAAGUGGCCCAAUGGCAUCACUCUCGAUAUGGUGCGAAAGCGUAUCUACUGGGUGGAUGGCAAACUGAAUGUCAUCUCCUCAGCCAACUACGAUGGCUCACAGCGCAGACAGAUUCUCUACUCGACGGAGUAUCUGCGACAUCCGUUCUCCAUCACCACCUUUGAGGAUUACAUCUACUGGACGGACUGGGACAAGCAGACCGUCUUCAAGGCCAACAAGUUCACCGGCGAAGGUGUCGAGCCCAUUACAGCUGUACACAUGUUGCAGCAUCCAAUGGUUAUUCAUGUGUAUCAUGCAUACCGCCAGCCAGAUGGCGUUAAUCACUGCCAAUCGGUCAAUGGCCAUUGCUCACAUCUCUGCCUGCCCGCGCCGCGCAUCAAUGAGAAGAGUCCGCGCAUUUCGUGUGCGUGUCCCGCGGGUCUGAAACUGAUGGCCGAUGGCCUUAUGUGCGUCGAAGAUCAUAUCACAGCGCGAAACACAACUCGUGUUAAGCCAAGCAGUCGGCCUUCAGUAAACAGUUCAGUGUCGUUGCCAACGCCGUCAAGCACAGCAACAACAUCACCCCCGAAACUACCUCAAGAUGCACCAACGAGUGCAAUGCCUGCAGACAAAGUGCCCGCCGGAAAUGCGACACACAAGGAUGACAAACUCUUGGACUCGUCGCAGACUGAAGAGCAGAGCUCAACAUGGGCAACAGCAGUGCUCGUUGUCGGCUCCAUUGUCGGAGUAAUAGUUCUUGUGGGCACAUGCUAUUUGUUCAUAAAGCGUUAUCCGAAAAGAGGAAAUUCCAUGAAUUUUGUGAAUCCCACGUACAAUAAGACCACAGAGGAUACGUUCAGUUUGGAGAAGAAUGCGCCCAUCGAUGCAAGCAGUAAAUAUGCCCCAGCAUUGGAGGAAGAGGAACCCUUACGCGCUGAGGUCAUAGAAUGUGUUUGAAAUGAGAGCAUAGGAAAGCCAUACACAACAAAAA